Messenger RNA from Trametes versicolor FP-101664 SS1, 558 nucleotides. RefSeq lists its product as uncharacterized. The transcript has 3 exons. Bases 1 to 558 code for a protein of 185 amino acids. NCBI's taxonomy places the organism in Eukaryota, Fungi, Basidiomycota, Agaricomycetes, Polyporales, Polyporaceae. The record is from RefSeq and is a predicted model, not a curated record.
AUGUCCUCCCCGCGGCCGCAGCGCAGACGGAACAAGUCGGGCGACAUCGGACGCCUCGGCUACAUCUCGCCAAUGGCCAUACCCCUCAGCGACGCAUCCUCGCCAGCCCCCCUCAGCCCCCCCAGUCGGCAUCCCUCCAAUACGUGCCGUCGCUGGGAUUGGAGCCCCAGCCAUCUUUGGCUGCACUGCGCCUUCCGCAAAGAACUCGGGGACGAGGUCCGGAUGAGCAGGUCGUCGUACUUCCGUGGCCGCUCGGGGAACGUCUGCUGGCGAUUCUUGCUGCUACGCCGAUGCGUGAAGAAGAGGAGGGCUCUGCAGGCUCUUGCGGGGAAGAGCUACCUGGGGUUCCAGGCAUGCUCGCGCGAAUGGAGCAGUGUCACGAGCGCCGUCGCGUCGCCCUUGCUCCUCGUUUUACUGGCACUCGCGGUGCAUGCUGUCGUAGCCGUCGUCAUCGCGGACACCACUAUCCCGGAUAAGAAGAACAACAGUACGCUUGACGAUCGGUGUUGGGAGAACAUCUCGCGUCGUGCGGCGAGCGAGCGUGUCUCAGAAGUGUGA